This is a messenger RNA of Aspergillus japonicus CBS 114.51, 1451 nucleotides long. Its product is annotated as NAD(P)-binding protein. The record is from RefSeq and is a predicted model, not a curated record. The transcript has 5 exons. Bases 382 to 1377 code for a protein of 331 amino acids. NCBI's taxonomy places the organism in Eukaryota, Fungi, Ascomycota, Eurotiomycetes, Eurotiales, Aspergillaceae.
UCUCUACCCGAUAUUGCUGAGGUAGGUCGAAGGACGCUGUAGCUUGACCGGCAAGUAAAAGACUCGCUAGCGCCUACUCCCUGCAACUACCUCAUAAGAACGUUUUACAUAUUCUACAGCGGUACACCCAAAUGGAUCUACAAAUCGAAACGCCGUGCAUAAUUCAGAUGACCGACCCGCACACGAUCUCAAUACGAGUAACCAUGGCCUGGGCCUGAAUAGCCCAUGAUUUCAGAAUGACGCGAGGAACGAAGUCCUUCAUACCCGGGGUAUACAAAAUCCGUCUCAAGGGCUACUGCGUUGGACCCUGAAAUUAUUGCUGUAUCUACUCACCAGAACCACAAUCUAUCAACCUCAAUUCUCAUCACCAAAACUCCAACCAUGUCCCGCAAACUAUGCAUCACCGCCGUAGACGGCCACACCGGCUCCCUGAUCGCCGAGCUGAUCCUGACGGACCCCAAAUUCACCAAAGCCAUCAGCUCCGUGAUCGGCCUGACGCUGCACCCGGACGCCAGCGCCUGCAAGGAGCUGAGCAAACUGGGGGCGAAUAUCGUGCCCCACAAGCCGGGCCGCCUGCGCGAAAUGGUCCAAUCGCUCAAGGACACCGGGGCGGAAGCGAUAUGUGUGAUCCCGCCCGCGCACCCGGACAAGCUCGACAUCACCACCGAGCUCAUUGAGGCGACCAAGCAGGCCGGGGUCGCGAAUGUGUGCAUGAUCAGCUCCGCCGGCUGCGAUCUCGCCGAGCGGGACCGACAGCCCCGGUUGCGGGAGUUUAUCGAUCUCGAAGUGCGGCUGCUCGCGUGCAAGGGCGAUCCCUCCACUUCCACCGGUCACUCGCCGGUUGUUAUACGACCCGGAUUCUACGCGGAAAACCUGCUGUUGUACUCCCGCCAGGCACAAGAGGAAGGGCUCCUGCCGCUGCCUAUUGGCAAGAACCAUAAGUUUGCACCCAUAUCGCUGGGGGAUGUCGCCCAAGUUGCAGCGCAUGUCCUCUGUGGGAAGGGGAAGCACGGAUUCAGUGACAAGCACCGGGGUCAAUUGAUGGUGCUGACGGGCCCAAUGCUCGCCACAGGCGACGAACUGGCGUCUGCAGCCAGCCAGGCUUUAGGAGAAGAGCUGAAGUUCGAGGAUAUCUCCGAAAACGAAGCCAAGCGAGUCUUGCAAGCGCAGUCGGACAGCGACCAGUCCGAGGUGCAGUAUCUGUUAGAAUACUACUCGUUGGUGCGCGAGGGCAAGACCAACUACAUUUCCACCACCGCGUUCCAUGACGUCACCGGGGGUCACCCCCAAGAACCCCCGGACUUCUUCAAGGUCUAUGCCCAGGAGUUCCAUCCUAAGCGCGCCAACAAAAGACGCAAGUUGAGUGGGGGCCAGUGAGCGUGGUUACAGUGGCUUGCGGUGAUGUAGUGAGUGGCUCAUUGUAGAUGUUUUCGAUCGCUGGUGGUAGCGGU